Molecule: messenger RNA, 348 nt
Organism: Cynocephalus volans (Philippine flying lemur)
Lineage: Eukaryota; Metazoa; Chordata; Mammalia; Dermoptera; Cynocephalidae
Product: placenta-specific gene 8 protein-like
Exons: 3
Coding region: 1-348 (115 amino acids)
Biological process (GO): positive regulation of transcription by RNA polymerase II
Source: RefSeq, a predicted model, not a curated record
AUGCAAGCUCUGGCGCCAGAGGUCAUUGUGACUCAACCCGGAUAUGGUUCUUUUCCUGCACCCCAAAACUCCAACUGGCAGUCAGGAAUAUGUGAUUGCUUCAGCGACUGGGGAGUCUGUCUCUGUGGCACGUUUUGUUUCAUCUGCCUUGGGUGUCAAGUUGCAGCUGACAUGAAUGAAUGCUGUCUGUGUGGAACAAGUGUGGCAAUGAGGACUCUCUACCGGACCCGAUAUGGCAUCCCUGGGUCUAUUUGUGAUGACUAUAUGAUGACCUUAUGCUGUCCCUAUUGUUCUCUUUGUCAAAUCAAAAGAGAUAUCAACAGAAGGAAAGCCAUGAAUGCUUUUUAA